Toxotes jaculatrix (banded archerfish) is the source of this 3075-nucleotide messenger RNA. RefSeq names its product acyl-CoA binding domain containing 5a (gene acbd5a). Gene Ontology annotation, molecular function: fatty-acyl-CoA binding. Gene Ontology annotation, biological process: autophagy of peroxisome; fatty acid metabolic process. Gene Ontology annotation, cellular component: peroxisome. The transcript has 13 exons. NCBI's taxonomy places the organism in Eukaryota, Metazoa, Chordata, Actinopteri, Toxotidae. The coding region runs from base 119 to 1651 and encodes 510 amino acids. The record is from RefSeq and is a predicted model, not a curated record.
AGUGGUUUUAUUAUACCUUUCAUGGCGUCUGGUCGAGGGCUAAAGACGGGUCGCCUUCUGACAAACAGAUAGGCCGGUGAGUUUCACGGUUUUGUUUUGGCCGUCUCCGUGUGGCGCGAUGGAGGUGGAGAGUGUCAGAGUGGAGGAUGAACGGCGUUUGACCCAGCUGAGGUUUGAAGCCGCCGUGAAAGUGAUCAAGAGUUUACCCCCGGAUGGUCCCUUUCAGCCAUCCAAUGACAUGAUGCUCAAGUUCUACAGUUAUUAUAAACAAGCAACUGUGGGAGCCUGCAAUAUACCCCGACCUGGCUUCUGGGAUGCAGUUGGCAAAGCAAAAUGGGAUGCAUGGGACUCUCUUGGAGAUAUGCCAAAAGAAGAAGCAAUGGCUGCCUAUGUUGAUGAAAUGAAACUGAUCCUGGAGGGCAUGCCCAUGACAGGUGAGGUGGAGGAGCUGCUACGCGUCCUCGGCCCGUUCUAUGAGCUGGUUGAAGAGAAGAAAAAGAUCACGCAGAUCUCAGACCUGAGCACAGGGUUCGGUACAAUGCUGAAUUCAGUGGCAUCGAAGAGUGUCGCAAAGAGCAUUGUCAAAACCAUGGAGAUGAACGGCACUCUGGAGACUCGGCCUGCCAGGCUCAAAUUAAAGGAAGUGAGGGAAAGGUCAGAGGAAGAAGCACAAGAGGAAGAUGAGGAGGAUGAGGAUGAUGAGGAGGAGGAGGAGGAAGAAGAAGAGGAGGAUGAAGUAGUGAUAAGGGAGGUCAGAAAAGACAAGAAAUCAGCAUCUUCACCACCAAAGAAGAAGGGUUCAGCCAGGAGACACAAAGUGCCCCUGUCAAAUGGAAAAGUGGCGAACGGAGUCACACAUCUGACCAAUGGGAAUCACUCCAGGGUUGCUCUGAACAGUGACAACUCCCGGGAGGGUUCAGUCAGCGAGCCUCUGCUCAACGGUCACCAUGCAGAUCCCAGCACUGAUGUGUCUGGUCCUAAUCACCUGGCCAGUGACUCAGAUAGUGAAGUCUACUGUGAUUCUGUGGACCAGUUUGGCCAGGAAGAGACCCCGGAGCAUAACCGCUCUCUGGAUGACCUGGAUGAAGAGGAGAACCAUGUGCUGCAGCCUCUAGAGGCAACAGAGGAGAUCCAGGACGAUGUUCAGGGUCCACCAAAGGUCAUCAGGUGUGGAGGAGAAGACGGAGAGACUGGUGGGACAAUGUCACAGAGACAGAGACUGAAUGCAAACAUGCCAUCCAGCUCCUUGGUCAGAAGAGGACGGGGUUCCAGGUCUCCAGGCCGCGGCUCCGGAGCUCUGGUGCCCACGCACAGUGGUGGAGACGGGGAUGGGGGCCACUGGGGAGGAGCGGUAUCACCUGAAGGGAGCCUGAAUGAGCAGAUAGUUGUGGCAUUGGCCAGACUGCAGGAGGACAUGCAGAGCGUCCUGGAGAGGCUGCACACCCUGGAGGCGCUAACUGCCAGUCAGGCAAGAUCAGUGGCUCUGUCUCCUACUUACUCACCCCCCUCAGUGAAUAAGAGGAAUCAGAAGCCAUCCUGGUGGCCUUUUGACAUUUCUCCAACCAGUUUGGCCUUCGCUGUGAUAUGGCCAUUUGUUGUACAGUGGCUUAUUCGCCUAUACCUGCAGAGGAGGAGAAGACGAAUCAACUGAACCUGCUUACAUCCAGCACCCAUGGGCAUAAAACGAUAACGAGUCCUCUAAACGUCUGUGGUUGGGCUGCUAAUGGCUGUAACCUCCUCUCCUGCUUAGACCCACAGCCCAGUAAUUUGCUUUUGCACUAUGAAGAAGGCACCUAGAGUAAUGAGUGAGAGGAAGAUACCUCUCAAGUGUGUUGUACUGUGGAUGUGGAAUCAAAAAGAAACAUGAAUGUAUGGGCUCGGACCCUGUGAGAUUAUACAACCUUUAUAAGAUGAUACCACUUGUACUGGAAUCUUUUUCACUGUAAGAGAUCAUUUGUUUUGAAAGAGAAAACUUGCAGUUAAAAUAUUGUCAGACCAACUGUAGAAGCUUCACAAUUAUUUCCAUAACUAAGGCUUUGUUGCACAAAAAAAUGGGCCUCAUACUUUGUUGUUUUGAGCAUAAUUCUUGAUGUGGUUAUAAAAUUUCAGCAUUCACUUUUCAUUAGUUGCCCAGGCAAUGCUGCUAUAAUAAAAUGUUGUGAUAACUGUAGUUUAGAAGAGAGGAUUGAAUGUAAUGAUAUAUUGAAAUGUGAGGUUCUUUUUAAUUGUGAGAAUAAGUUAAUAUUUAUUGCUUUUAGCAACAGUUACAUAGAAGGCAUCGCUGGCCAGAUUUCAGCUGUGUAAGUGAGGUUUAUGUUUAGAGUGACAGCUAAAUGUUGUUAAUAUGUUAGACAAGGUUUUCACUGUGUCCUCAUCUCCCGUCCUGCAGCAUAUCAGUCUGUGCUUUCACACCGAGGUGAUCUGAUUGAGCCUAAAUGUUUCCAAAUAGAAAAAGUGCCUCAACAUCACGGGUACAUUCAUAGGUGGCAUUAUGAUUUCAUACAUUCACAUAUUGUAGCAUUACUGUUCUAGUACUGGACCAAAUUAACAUUAAUCAUACGACCUAGUGAGCUAUGAGGUGGUGAGGAUCUCCAUCUGACAGCCUCAUUUCCCGCUCAGCUGUCUGAUUACUAAUGCAUCACACUCGUCACUGUCUGUGCUGUUUAUGCUGUCACGGUUUCUCUGUUGUAUAAUUUAAACUUGUGAUGUAAUAUGUCUGUAUGAGUAUUGUGGACAGAUAUUGUCUGAGUGAUAGUGAUCAUGAAUUGUUUGCAACGCAGUGAGAUCUAUACAAAUUGUAUACAAUAGCUGUACAGUUCAGAUGAUUGAAAUGCAAUAUUUUAAUUGCAUUCCCAUGUAUUACUAGCAUAGACUACUAUAUCAUAUUUACAGAGGUUUGCAUCUGCAAUAGCACCAAUCUUUCCAGAGCCAUUAUGUUUUAAUAAAAAAGUAAUAGUUUACCUUUCUACUGAAAUGUACUAAGGCUUUCUCACCCUCUCUGCCUGUGGCUAGAGUGGUGUUUGCAUGUGAUAAUCUAAGCCUAAAAUAAAGUUUUCAUAAAGCAUUUCAGUUUGU